AUGGAGGUGAAGAACUUUGCAGUUUGGGAUUAUGUCGUGUUUGCAGCCCUCUUUGUCAUUUCCUCUGGAAUUGGGGUGUUCUUUGCCAUUAAGGAGAGAAAAAAGGCAACUUCCCGGGAGUUCCUGGUGGGAGGAAGGCAAAUGAGCUUUGGCCCCGUAGCCUUGUCCCUGACAGCCAGCUUCAUGUCAGCGGUCACCGUGCUGGGGACCCCUGCCGAGGUCUACCGCUUCGGGGCGUCCUUCAUACUCUUCUUCAUCGCCUAUGCAUUUGUCAUCAUCCUGACGUCAGAGCUCUUUCUCCCUGUGUUCUACAGAUCUGGCAUCACCAGCACUUACGAGUACUUGCAACUACGAUUCAACAAACCCGUUCGCUAUGCAGCAACAGUCAUCUACAUCGUGCAGACGAUUCUCUACACAGGGGUGGUGGUGUACGCCCCUGCUCUGGCACUUAAUCAAGUGACUGGGUUUAAUCUCUGGGGCUCUGUGUUUGCAACAGGAAUUGUUUGCACAUUCUACUGUACCCUGGGUGGAUUAAAAGCAGUGGUGUGGACAGACGCAUUUCAGAUGGUCGUCAUGAUCGUGGGCUUCUUAACGGUUCUCAUUCAAGGAUCGGCUCAAACUGGUGGCAUACACCAAGUGAUGGAGCAAGCGGCAAAUGGAUCCCGACUAAAUAUAUUUGACUUUGAUGUAGAUCCUCUCAGGCGGCACACUUUUUGGACAAUCUCAGUGGGAGGGACGUUUACGUGGCUUGGAAUCUAUGGAGUUAAUCAAUCGACCAUCCAGCGAUGCAUCUCUUGCAAAACAGAAAAACAUGCUAAGCUGGCCUUGUACUUUAACUUGCUGGGUCUGUGGAUCAUUCUGGUGUGUGCUGUCUUCUCUGGGUUAAUCAUGUACACCUACUUCAGAGACUGUGACCCUUGGACAUCUGGCAUCAUCUCAGCACCAGACCAGCUAAUGCCGUACUUUGUCAUGGAGAUAUUUUCCACCAUGCCAGGAUUGCCAGGACUUUUUGUGGCUUGUGCCUUCAGUGGAACUCUGAGCACUGUGGCUGCCAGCAUCAAUGCCUUAGCAACAGUGACCUUUGAGGAUUUUGUCAAGAACUGUUUCCCCCAUCUCUCGGACAAGCUGAGCACCUGGAUCAGUAAAGGCUUAUGUCUCUUAUUUGGUGUGAUGUGUACCGCUAUGGCUGUGGCUGCAUCCCUCCUUGGGGGAGUUGUACAGGCCGCCCUCAGCAUCCAUGGAAUGUGUGGGGGACCAAUGCUGGGUUUAUUCUCUCUGGGAAUCAUAUUCCCUUUUGUGAACUGGAAGGGUGCGUUAGGAGGUCUUCUCACCGGAAUCACCUUGUCAUUUUGGGUGGCCAUUGGGGCCUUCAUUUACCCUGCACCAGCUGCUAAGACAUGGCCCUUGCCUUUAUCGACAGACCAGUGCAUCCGAUCCAAUCUGACGGGAACAAUACCUCCUGCGCUCUUCAGCAGACCCGCGGUAGCUGACUCCUGGUACUCGCUCUCCUACCUCUACUACAGUGCCGUGGGCUGCCUGGGAUGCAUCAUUGCAGGAGUGAUCAUCAGCUUCAUAACAGGUCAUGAAAGAGGGGAGAAUAUUCAACCACUGUUAAUUAGGCCAGUUUGCAAUUUGUUUUGCUUUUGGUCUAAGAAAUACAAAAGACUGUGCUGGUGUGGAGUUCAGCACGACAGUGGGACAGAGCAGGAAAACCUUGAGAAUGACAGCGCCUGGAAACAAGAAGCUGAAUCUGUCUUACAGAACGGACUCAGAAGAGAAAGCCUGGGCCAUGUUCCAGGCUAUGAUCCCAAGGACAAAAGCUACAAAAAUAUGGCAUUCCAGAUUACUCCUUUUUAAGACGAUCUAUUUAUGCACGUGCCCACACACGU
This is a messenger RNA of Otolemur garnettii (small-eared galago), 1889 nucleotides long. RefSeq names its product solute carrier family 5 member 12 (gene SLC5A12). The transcript is spliced from 15 exons. Gene Ontology annotation, molecular function: symporter activity; lactate transmembrane transporter activity. The coding region runs from base 1 to 1857 and encodes 618 amino acids. Gene Ontology annotation, cellular component: membrane. Gene Ontology annotation, biological process: sodium ion transport; transmembrane transport. The record is from RefSeq and is a predicted model, not a curated record. NCBI's taxonomy places the organism in Eukaryota, Metazoa, Chordata, Mammalia, Primates, Galagidae.